AUGCCUCCCAAGAAAGCAACUGGUGUGACCAAGAAGGCGGCGCCUGCUGCUCACGCCUCUUACCGCGAUAUGAUCAAGGAUGCUAUUGUCAACCUCAAGGAGCGCAAUGGAUCCAGUCGUCAGGCCAUUAAGAAGUAUGUUGCUUCUAACAACAAGAUCACCUUCGCGUCUCAGAGCGCUUUCGAUGCCCAGUUCAACAAGGCUAUCAAGUCUGGCGUCGAGAAGGGCGAAUUCACUCAGCCCAAGGGACCUUCCGGGCCUCUGAAGCUUGCGAAGAAGGAGGCCAAGCCUGCUGCUAAGCCUGCUGCCAAACCCGCUGCCAAGGCUGCUACAAAGACCGCUGCCAAGAAGACUGCUACUAAGGCCACUGCCGCCAAGAAGGCUGCCCCCAAGGUCGCCAAGACUACCACCAAGACCACAGCUAAGAAGCCCGUUGCUAAGAAGGCUGCUGCUAAGCCCAAGGCCAACUCAGGCAAGGCCCGCAAGACCAAGGCUCCUACUGCCGCCCCUGCCAUCGUGGAACAGCCCAAGGUCAUUGGAAAGACCAAGUCUGGAAGAGUCACCAAGUCCACUGCGCCGCCACCUGCAAAGGCCGCGGCUAAGAAGCGGGCCACUACUAAGAAAUAG
Penicillium angulare is the source of this 627-nucleotide messenger RNA. RefSeq names its product histone H1/H5 family protein. Gene Ontology annotation, molecular function: nucleosomal DNA binding; double-stranded DNA binding; structural constituent of chromatin. Gene Ontology annotation, biological process: negative regulation of DNA recombination; chromosome condensation; nucleosome assembly. Lineage: Eukaryota; Fungi; Ascomycota; Eurotiomycetes; Eurotiales; Aspergillaceae. The record is from RefSeq and is a predicted model, not a curated record. The transcript is spliced from 7 exons. Bases 1 to 627 code for a protein of 208 amino acids. Gene Ontology annotation, cellular component: nucleus; nucleosome.